CAAUACAACCACACCAUCAGCAUAACACCCGAGUCGGAAAUGCACUACGGGCAUACCCACCCCACCUCCCAUCUAAUCCUCGACCGUGCCUCGAUCGGGGUGGACACGCAUUUCACUUUCUCGACUGAUAUCCUAACCCAAACACGCAUGUGGCUGCAAUCUGUUCGACGGCUCCUCUACGCAGAAGUACUAAACCGUUGGCAGGUGCCAGUUAACAACCCCAUGUCUGCGAACCAGGCUUUUUUACUUGCCACGCGGAACGGGGGGCUGUCGCUGAGAAGAGAGGAUCUGGGGAUUAUUGCCCCUGGGGCGAAGGCUGAUUUGGUGAUUUGGGAUGGAGGGACGGGGCCGAAUAUGUGGGGGUGGAGGGACCCGGUUGCGGCGGUGGUGUUGCACGGGAAUGUUGGGGAUGUGGAGGGGGUGGUGGUGGAUGGGAAGUGGAAGAAGAGGGGUGGGAAGUUGACGGAUGAGAGGUUUGAGGAGGUGAAAAUGAAGUUUGCGGAGGUUGCGAGACGGGUGCAGGAUAGGGUUGUUGAGGCGGAGGUUGGGUUGCCUGGGGAGGGGGAGAGGUUUGUGGUUAGUGGGCUGGAGUUUGGGAACAGUACCGUGGUUGAUGUGCAGGUUGGGGAGGGGGAUGGGUAUGGGGGGUUGUUUUUGUGA
This is a messenger RNA of Podospora anserina S mat+, 660 nucleotides long. RefSeq lists its product as uncharacterized. Gene Ontology annotation, molecular function: deaminase activity. The transcript has a single exon. The annotation marks the transcript as partial. The record is from RefSeq and is a predicted model, not a curated record. NCBI's taxonomy places the organism in Eukaryota, Fungi, Ascomycota, Sordariomycetes, Sordariales, Podosporaceae. Gene Ontology annotation, cellular component: cytosol.